AUGGUUAACUAUUGUUGUGUGGUUGGAUGCGGACGUAAUAGCAAAAGUAACAGACAUUUAAAUUUCUACAGUUUACCAAAACAAAAACACCGUCAGAAACAAUGGUUGAAAGCAGCUGGUAAAGAAGAUCUUCUAAAUCAAGAUAUGGAAAAAUUGAGAAGAAAUUUAAGAUUCUGUUCAAGGCAUUUUCCCCCUUCUUCUAUAAAGAAUAAACAUCUAAAUAUUGAUGCAGUUCCAUCAGUAAGACUACCUGGAUCAGUACCAGAACAAGAUAUACUCCCUACUGUACACGAAGGUAUAAUGUGCAAUGUAUGUUCAGAACAAAUUAUUGGUUUCCGAUAUAAAUGUGUUAUGUGCAACAACUAUGAUCUUUGUCAAAAGUGUGAGAUGCUUGAGCUACAUGAGGACCACUAUAUGUUGAGAAUACCAAAGUCUAUUAAGUUUAAAAUAGCAGACACUUUUAUAAAUAAAUGGAGAGAACUAAUUGAAUCUGAAAAUAAGACUAGUGCUUUAAAAGUUGAAGAUUCUAGUGAUGAUGAACCAAUUACUAAAUAUAGAAAAACAUCAGGUAUAGUCAACCUUCCAGAAAUUGUUAAAUGUGAAAUAAGAAAUGAAAUACAAAGAGCAAUCAAGUCAUUAAGGAAUACGGAGAAAGAGGCUCGGAUAACUGAAAGUUCAGUUGACGUAAUUAAUGUAACAAACAACAUAAGUUUAAAACCAGCGGUGGAAUCUGAAUAUGCAAACAACGUAAUUGAAAAUGGAUCAGAAAUACCAACACAAAUUGUGUUUGCAGAUGUAAAUAAUAUGAAAUGUGAAGAUGAUAAAAGUGAAGCUAUGGCCGCCUUAUCAGUUGUUAAUACAAGCACAGAGUCAGGACAAAUUCAGCCAGUUAUAUAUUUGAAGCUAAAUGAUGUUCUCACUCAACUUAUGAUUACACCAAGUGAUCAGACUGCACAGAUUAAUGACAGCAAUAUAUUUUAA
This is a messenger RNA of Pieris macdunnoughi, 981 nucleotides long. Lineage: Eukaryota; Metazoa; Arthropoda; Insecta; Lepidoptera; Pieridae. The record is from the annotation of a GenBank genome assembly.